Molecule: messenger RNA, 10494 nt
Organism: Porites evermanni
Lineage: Eukaryota; Metazoa; Cnidaria; Anthozoa; Scleractinia; Poritidae
Source: the annotation of a GenBank genome assembly
GCUUUUAUUUUAUAAUUUCUAGUCAUGCGAAUCGGAUUGGCUUUUUGUGUUUUAAUUCUCCGGUUUAUUGCGUUUGUUUCGCGGGCCCGAGGUUCCAUAUAUCAGGAUUUUAAGGUGAAUUGGUGUCGACAGCGAAAGUGGAGACUAGAUUGGGAGAAUCUGCAAAAGCCGUGUCAAAAUCUUCGUUACAGAAAAAACAAUGGGGAACAAUACCAAGCGUAAGUUAUUAUGACUUAUCUGUAAACUUGAUAUUAAAUUGAAUUAAGCUAAGUGACCAAUUAUAUAAUUAAAACAGUAGUCAAGUUAAAGGUCUCAAACUCAUUUGAAUUAACUAGUUGUUUUCUCCGAUAAGAAGAGGAUAGGAGACUGCUCAAAACUAUAGAUCAACAACCAGAUUUACUAAGCACCUUCAACUGCCAUGAGAUUAUUAAAUUUAUUUUGAAUCUCUGCUUAUGACCUCAGUAUCGUAUCUUGUACAGAUAAUUCUAAACUGGCUCAAAUCCACAAUGCAGUUUCAGGUUUUUUUCGGAGGCCUUGAUUCCCUUUUAAAUUGUCCCAGACACUAGCUGGUUUCCUUAAAAGCAACUAGCCUACAUUGUCGCUCCAGUUGACCAAUUGGUAUAACGAGUCAUGAACGCCUUCGAUGCCUUAACCAUGAGAUUAGAAUUUACCAAGGGAAUUGAUCAGUUCUCGUGAUUUGCUCAUGGCAAAUAUAAACUCGAAAAGGAUGUGAUCAUGACCAUCACAAUCAUCAUCUUCACCGUAAAAUUUUAUAACAUAAAAGCCUCGGGAUUAAUAAUAGAGUAAACACUGUGAUUAACAAAAUAAGAACCUGUGGCUUUUUGUUUUGGGCUGAUGCAUUUCUUAUAUAUUGCAUACGUAGAGAGAAUGAGCCCUAAGCAAGGUGGUCUCGCUAGGGGUUCUUUAGAUUAUUUCUUUCCAAGUUAAUUAUUGUAUAAUAUAUAUUUACAUUUCGCUUUAAUUAGCGAAUAUAUGUGAUUGAUUAUAACAGGUCUAAUAAUCACAAUAAAUAAUUAAAAUCAUAAAAGGGUGGUAAAUAAGGUAUAACUAUGGAAAAUCUCAACCCCUGCGGCGAGGGGUGUAUGAAAGUGCAAAUUGUGUGGUGUUUGUAACAGGUCGGCCAGCACGUAUACUUGAAGUGUUUUGUUUUGUUUUGUUUUUGUCACUUUUAGUUCUCGUUACUAAAUUAUUCUCCAAACUUCAGCCUGAGGUUCUUAAUAGAUCUUAUUCACGAAACUUGCGAUCUUUGCACGCGCUUAAGGACCGAAGGGAUAAAAGCAAUGUGACGUGGUUUCUCAGGAGGCCAACAAGUGAUAAAAUUUGCCAAUAUUCAAGAAAUCGCGAUCGAGUUUGUUUAUUGCAGACAGCAGAAAAUAACAACUUUUUAUCUCACAAACGAUAAUAGCAAGUCAUGGAUAGAAGUGAUCAUUGUUACUUUGUUGGAUGCAAUAAGGACCGUAGAUCCUCACAGCAAACAAUAACGACGAAGAACGUGGAAAACUACAAGUGUACAUUUGAUGCCACGUUUUGAGAGAACAAUCAAACUCGACCUCUAUUAAUCGUAUUGGCAGACUUCAUCGACUUUAUCAGUUGUUUUCCCCCUGAAAUACCACGUGAAAUUGCUUUUAUCCUAUCAAUCCUUAAAGCGCGUGUAUAUUACCUUAAUUCAUUCCACUCUGGAGCUGAUGUUCAGUAUAGGGUCGGCCUAUACGCAGUACAUACUGGGAUUCUAAUCGUAGAAGCCUUUGGUGCCCGUAAAAUGUGGGAGAGCUGCCAUAUAUGACCGUAUGGUCUUAUUUUGGGAAUUUCUCACUAUAAUAAACCUUAUUUUUUGCACAGGAAGGCGACCUCCCCAGCAGAAAGCGAAAUUUUUGAUGUGCAGAUCCGCCCUGCGGGGGAAUACAGUCGAUUCUUCGUCCAGUCUCGCACAAACUCUGCCCGGAGGAAGACAAUCGGCGGAGAUUCAUGGCGGGUAUAUCUGGAAGGACCUUCCAAUGUAGCCGGGACCGUAUUUGAUCAUAACAAUGGAAUAUAUGAAGUUCUCUUUCUUAUCAUGGAGCCUGGUGCUUACAAGAUUAAUAUGAUUCUGGAUUAUACCCUUUGCGACGGGCUAAUUGAUCCUCCGGUUGAUUGGUUUAGAAGUGGUAAGAAAAAGAGGGUUGUAAAAUAUAGUACUAGAAAUACGUUAUCGCAAAAUCCUCGCGAAGCUUUAAAAGAACCGCAGUAAGAAUAAAGGGAAACAAGCCAAAAUGAAAACAAAUGAUCCAAGAAAUAAAAAGAAACAAAGUCUACAAAGUUUGAAUUAAAGUAUAGCUUUGCCGGGACUCGAACACGCUUCCUCCGAAUAUCCUAUAAGUGAAGUAAGACCCUGGACCACGCAGGCACUGAAUAAUUGCGGACACCCAAGAGAUUUAUUUAAAUCUUCGCAACCCGAGUCAAUCUGCCUCGCUGUGCGAUCAACGCGCGCGACAAAUUUAUAAAGCUUGCGAGGUGGGGGGCCUUCGCCUCGCUUCGCUCGGAAUCAUUUGGCAGAUUUAUGACCCUAUUACCUUUGCUUGAGAGUCAAAUAAACGGACAACUAAUUGACCUCUUCCUUUCUAACUGUCAGCUCACUGCUCGGGAAAGUUAAAGAACGUUCACCUAAGCAACCAGCUAUUCUCAGAAAUGACCGGAUACAUCAAUCAACAUCUGCAAUCUGCCACAAGCAAAACUCUUACAAUACCUUGGCAGCGCGUUAGUGAAAUGGGUAAGAUGAACUCUAAGUAAACCUUCAUCUCUCUUACUCGAGGAGGGUGGGAGGGGAGGGGGUACUCAACAAAGAUUUAACCUUGAGGCUCCGCCCAAAAGUCUGACCCGUUACCCUUUUAUAUAUCAAUUUUGACAAGAAAGGCACCCCUUUCGAAAACCUUCUAGAAACUUAUGGUAUCUAUUUCACAUACCUAGUUUUAGAAUCUUGCAUAGUUUCUAACUGUUUUAAAGGCACUGUCUUUAAUGCAUGAAUAAAUCACAAAACCCGAACGUUUUUUUGCCUUUUUACAGACCGGAAUGACAAAUUUCCCUAACCUUUCAUAUACUUCAACUAGUGUAAUCAAUACCCUUUUCUAUACUUGAAGCCGCUAAGGAAGAUACCCCUCAAUAGGGACGAGCUUAAGCAACAGCGUUGUUGAGCGACCGACGUCAACCGGAAGUGGACCUUUUGCAUCAUUGGGCAGUGGUUUGUUUGAAACUCUCGGAUAAAUCCUCUUUAUAAGAGAAAGGAAACUUAGCAAUACUAAUUUGUUAGCGUCAAGGCAUAUAAAAAGGGAGAAAGGCUCACUUCCGGUUGACGUGCGUCCCUCAAAAACGUCUUUGCUUAAGCUCCCUAAUGACGGAGCCUCCCUGUAUGGGCAAUUGUAAGAAGUAAUCCCCCAGGGAUCUCCUAAAACAUUGAAUUACUUACGGAAGUGUCCAGGGGCACCCACCAGAUUAAGACUGUUUUCCGUAAAAUUUUUCUUGGAAGGGAAAUUUGCUAGGACGCUUUCUAUAGCUAGAUGAAGGUUAACAAUUUCUUGAUGGCUGUUCCAUUCCAUUCUAUCGAAAAGUUGUAUUUAUCACAUAAUUGCUGCCCAGGUUUGGCUGUUUUUUCAUUAAAAAGGGAAACAUCAAACUUUCGGCCACGAAAAUGAUCUCCUUCAUAGGUUGACCGAACAGAUUCAAAUUUUAUAGCACCGCUUAGAAUACCUUUGUAGCUAUUUAUAAAAUAAAUUUGGAUAGCCUAAACUGAAUUUUCAAUACGUUUAGGGGGAUUUCGUCGUUUGGCGCUACUGAGAGCCUCAUUGACUCGCUCACUUGAAAGCAACUUUCCAGUAAUUGCAAAUGUUUAUUGUAAACCGGGAAUUUCGUUUUUGUUUUUGUUUUUUGCGUCUUCGUAGACCCAGGGGCAGAUAGUGGGGGCAAGAGAAAGUCUAAACCCUGGGUCUCCGAGGAUGAGUUUUUUGAAUUUUUUAAAGGUAUGUACAUAACUAAACUAAUCACUGUACUUUGUCAAACUGAAUGCAUUAGAAAUUCAAAAUAACAUGCGUCAGGCGGACAACGAGUGUGAUAUUCAAUGUAACGUACUGUGGGAUGGUUUUGGCAGAUGGGUGGCUGGUUACACAUGGAAGCCUUAUAUCAACUCCACAAGAAACGGUAUUUCUUACUUCAGAACCCAAGAGAGAAUGGGUACAAACUUUGGGUGCAGUGAUUUCUGGGAUUGUUUGGAUAGAUUAGCAUUAAUAUGAUUGGUCCAUGGUAUCCAAGGCAACCAUUAACCAAUCAUAAGAAACGCUUGUCCACUUAAAUGAUCCCGGAAAUCGUAGCGCCGAAAGCUUAUACCCAUUCCCCUUGUAAUUUCUGGAAUCAAGUAUUUACGAUCUUAAAGUUAACUUUUUAGCACUGGACAUUAUACGAUUUUACACGUGAAUAGAUUGCCAGUUUUUUUCCUAAUGUUACGUAAAUAUGUCAUUGAAAGAUCAACGUAUACAGAUGUCACUCUUUUAGUAAAUAUUUGCUUUGUUUACUUCAAUGCGAUGCGUUUCAACAUACAGAUAAUGUUGUGCGAUGUAGCUUAUAGCGUGUAGAGCCUGAACUUUGUGGCGAACAUUGGAAGGUCCGAACUUGCAAAAGUAUGUACCAUUGUGAAUACUUAUGCGGACUACAGAGCCACAGACUCUGAAUUUAUUGAUGGAAUGUUCUGACUGUACACGUGACAAGCCAUUCGAAGAGUUGAAACCUUUUUUAACAACAUUUUGUUUUCUUUCUUUACCUUUUUGCAUACGGUGCUUGCAUCCAAUUAGUAUACAAUGUGCUUUUCUUUUUUAAUCAAUGAUCAUAGACCUGGAUUUUACAUUCGGUUAAAGACAGAUUUCGCCUAAUGUAUCAAUCAGCCCAAAAUUGGCUUGCUAGCUAAUUUUGGUAACUUUCGAUCUCUAAAAUUUCGUAAAGUUAUUUACAAUGCAUUAAAAAGCUCACAUGACUGCGAGCUAUAAACAAAGGACCUAUCAGUCAUUAAAGACCAAUCAAUUUUAUUCCCUCUCGCAGAUUACACGUUCUUGAAAAACCACCAAAAACAACACGAUCACGUGACAGGUCGAGGUGUCUUGUGGAUAUAUGGGGAUUCAUUGAGUUAUUACUUCUACAAGUCACUUACCCAACCUGGCAGGCUGGUUUGUUCGACAGUGUUCAAAGACUGUAAUUGUACAUAUAACUGGAUAUACCCCAAGACUCUCUACGAGCUAGUAAGUAUACUACACGGCUGUUUCAAAUACCAGUUGAAUCCAUUUUUCUUGGAAAAAAUUCAGUAACGUAAGUCGUUCACGCGGUAUGGGCUCCUAGUGAAGUUUAUUUCCAAUCACCAGCAUGGCCGUUAAGCCGUUAGAACGUGAAAUGCGCUUGGAAAAGCUACACUGGAUCCGGGGGGUUACUUAGAGGAAGCUUGGGUAGUGGUGUGUCGCCAAGGUCGUUAAACUCUGCACCCUACUGACGAAAAAAAUCGCUCAUUUCGCGACUUGUUUUAUUUAAUAACGGCUAUUCGUUUCGUUUUGUAUGCAGAAUUUAAAAAGGUUUGAAUUAAGACAGAAUCCACCAGGACAUUGAGUAAUUUUAAUUUUCAGUUUCAGUGGACAAAAUCCUUGUACCAGAAUAAUUUAAAGAAUAUUGUAUUCUUUGUUACAUUUUUCAAGGGCUAAAGAUGACAUUAGUCAUCUGUAAUAACACCAAAGAAAGUUGAUGAAUGGAUGUCAAAUUUCACAAGAAUUGUGAAAACACAGGUAAAAUUCUAAAAACUUCAUGUUUUAGAUGUCAUUUUGUGAAAUUUGACAUUCAUUUUCUUGGGCUCCCAUCGGAAAUUUUCUUUGGUGUUAUUACAAAUGACUAAUUAUAUCUUUAGCCCUUGAAGAUGUAAAAAAGAAUGCAAUAUUAAAUUAUUCUGGUACAAUGCUUUUGUCCACUGAAAAUUAAAAUUAUUCAGUUUCCUGGUGGAUUCCGUCUUAAAUUAUGUUUUUUGUUAAAAAAGAAAUGUUGACCUUUUUUGGUGGUGUUUCUUGGUGUUACGGAACCAUUGUUGGUUCGCUUUUCAGGGGCAGAUCCAGGAUUUUUCUUACGAGAAGGGGGGUUGGGGAUGCACCACUAAGGAAUGGCGCCGUAACCGACUGGUGACGUGACGUGCCGAACUACCACUUUUACGGCGUUUCACAUAAAUUCUUCAACCUCGUCUCAUGUUUUACUUCGGCUCUAAUAAACCACAUAGUUUUUUUUGAGCAUGUCAUCUCGGGGGGGGGGGGGGAUUCCCACCCCCUCCCCCCUUCCCCUAGCUUUGCUCCUCUUUUUGUUUUGUUUUGGUUUUUUUUUGUUGUUUUUUAAAACUUUUUUUUUACUUUUUUUUGCUCUGCGGGUGUGUAUGAGGACCCCCACUCCCUUUCUUCCCGUUUCAAAAAAAUCUUCUUCUCCCCCUCUCUGUUUUUUUUCCGCCUGUGAAAAACCCAUGUUUUUUUGUUUGUGACCUUGCCCGGGGGGGGGGGGGGGGGAUUCGCACCCCCUGCACUCUUCCCCUAGAUCUGCUCCUGCUUUUGUUUUGGUAUGGUUAUUGUUUGGUGUCUUAUCAAACUUUUGUAUUACGUCAUUUUUUGAUUUGACCCGUACGCAACCCCAGGAAAGUACCUUUUUUGGCAAAGCUACUUCUUUUUAGAACUUCUGGUCCAAAAAGACACACUAUUACAGAAAUAUAUGAACACCUAAGCUUACUUCUCGAUUGAACUCGUCUAUAGCUAUCCACCCCUAUUAAGCUUGAACCACGACCACCUUUUAGAGUCCAGAAAAUUCAUUUUUCUUUACAAUUGGUUUCUUGGUAAUAAUAGGGAGCUUAAGCAACAACGCCGGGGACGGCAACGAGAACGGCAAAAAAGCAGUAGGUUUAGAUUGGCAAAAACCACAACUUAGCAUGUGCAUCACGCUUUUUCGUACAUUUCUUUACCUUCACUACACGACUACUACGUGAAAGUGCCUAAUUCCACGUUUUGUGGGGGACGUGAACACAGCAGAAAGACUUUCUUUUUCUUUUCCUUAAUUUCGAUACAGUCUUUCACAAUCAACUCCAGGAAAAUUUGCAAACAUUUGACGAAUUGAAUUAGAUGAAAUAAGCACGAUAAAGUUUGAAGUAGCGCGUAUUCACUUUUGAAGUGACGUUUUCGUUGCCGUCCCCUUCGUUACUGCUUAAGUUCCCUAAUAACUAAAGCGUUGAUCCUAGACAAACAGUCAUGUUUUUCAAUUCUUGAAAGACGUUAAGGGUGUAAGAUAUGUGCGCCGGUGACACUAUCUGGUCGUCACACCCACACUGCUAACGUGCUUCCAAAGUCUUGGUAACUUGCAGUGAUUUACGUUCCCGCUAAAAAGAAAUCAGUAUUACGCAGUCUCCCUUUAUGAUUUUGAAAUCACAAGAUGAUGUUUGAGCGUAUAAAGUACAACUUAUUUGACGGACAUAAUAUCCCCCUUCCUUUCUCCUCCGCCCUAACCUCCCAACUCAAUUGAAUACUCUAGUAAAUGACUAAGUGACACGAGUAACUCUAAAAAACCCUCACGUGCAACUACGCUGACUACAUUUCAACCUCGUUCACAGGGAUCCUUUCCACUUGUUCCCGGGAAGACGAAUAGAUCACCCCGGUAACGAGGUUGUCUACAUUUUUAGAAAUUUAUGGACCAAUAGUAUUACGCUGAUUAUAUGUAAAACGCUUUAGCACAUUUCCUAAACUGCCACGAAACAUCCGGGAACUUUUCACGCGCGCCGGAUGUAAAAUUCAAACUUCGUGAAAGAAAAAGACGCGUGAUAACAAAGAAAAUGGCAAAAAAGCGCCCACCACUAAAUAUAUGUAAAAUGCUCUAGCACAGUGUCUUUUAUUACUGAGAAUAAUUCCGUAAUUCGUUGUGACAGACAGAAACAUGUGGUGAGAUGAGCUUACAAGUGCCCAAAGUUUUGAACUACUUCCGUGAUGUGAUCCUUAGAAGAGACAUGGAUAAAGAUAGUGCAUUAUUGCUGAACGCUGGUGCGCAUUACGUCAAGGUAUUUUCACUGAUAAUUUUCGCCUGUUACUUUUAUAUGAAACUGGGAUAUUUAACAAUUAUUCCUCGAGCCCGACUGGGCUCUGAGUCAAUAGUGACCGAAUGGGCUAUUGACCAUACGGACGAGAGGAAUAAUUGUUUUAGUAAAAUCCAACAAGUUGGUCAAAAAUAUCGACGAUAAAAAUAUUUUAGCUAGUUAAAGCUAGACUUUAAUCCUUUUUCGCCGCCAAAAAGCCCGCGGUUUUCGCUACUAGUGGGCUAUAACAUAUAGCCUAGUAGUAGCUCAACCAAUUCGAACGCAGGUUUGAUAAUAGACCACUAGUUGGAUUUUACUAAUGUCAGAUAUCUGCUUUUCAUCAAAUUUUAUCGUAGGUGUCAUAUGAUGUUGUGAUUUUGCAUUCUUACUGCGUAAGAAACUUCAUUUAAGUUUAAAGUUUUGCAAACAAACGGCGAAGAAAUGUUAUUUUUCUUUCGUCAUUGUUGUUUCGCGACAAAACUGUUUUAUCUUUUAGCUCGCCCGCAUCAUCAUGAUGGGUACCACUUGGAAAACAAAGAUUAAAAAAAUAGAUAUAUUGGUAAUUUAUUGUAAUUUAAUUAUUGUUUCAAAUAGUUCAAGCUUAUUGAAAGUCUUGGAAGAAUUUAGUUAAGAUGGUGGACAUAUAACUAUAUCACCCUAAUCAGAACAAUUUAAUACGAUCAAUUUUCUAUUCUUAAUUUGGGCUUGGUAAUCGCUUAUAUUGGUCAUAGUCAUGGAUUUUGAACAGAGAUGUUAUCUAUAAGGGAACCUUUCUAUGAGAAAUGAAAAAAUCAAUACUAGAGCUAGGUACCGAGUUUUUUUUACGAUUAGAUCUAAGAACCACCCCUCCCCCAUUUUUGCUUUGAGCAAGCUGUUUUUGUUUUUCUAGCUAUUAAAUUUAUCAUCUAUUUAGACGACCAGUUUUCAAAGCUAUAGAGCAGUGAUACUGGCUUUAAUAGAAGAAAUGAAAACAGAGUACAAGGGAAAGCCGGUAUGGAAAUCGACGACAGCUAUCCACGGACAAACUGCUGACAUCAUGGGUGCUUUUCGCAGGUUCACAACAAACCACGUAAGUACUGACACCAUGUAACUGUGACCACAUAACUAAGUUAACUAACUAAAUACGAGAAAAUCAGACAAUGGGUCUCUUUGAAAAACCUUCAAGGUAUGAUAUUAUCCGUUUACCGUUUAAAUACUCAAAUACGUUCGACGAUGCUAUGUUUAAGUGAUUUUGAACUAUAUUCUCGUUGGGUGCCCCUGCUUCACGAGGGGUUAAAGGGGUUACGCCACCAGGAUAUUGCUUUUCAGGUAAAUCAGUUCUGUGCUGAAGUCAUUACCUACUGCCUUAACCCAUACACAAAAUAUUCCUGUAGAGUUAUGAAGAAGAUAUCAAACAAUUUCAUCACGGGUAGUCUGGUGACUAUAAAAGUUUUACAGGCAUAGCUUUAAAACUUAAAAAAAUUGGCCCAUUUCAAACUUCAAUCUAUGUCCAUUGUUGCCGUCCGUAGCAACAGACGACUGAAAACAGUUUAGAUGCCUGAACAUAGUCUUAAGGUGAUGUUUCACGGGACGAUUCGCAACGACGAUUUUUAGCGCAACACAGCGUUGCAAUGCUGGAACAAUGUUGUAACCAUUCGAAACAAUAUCGCAACAAUGUUGCAAAGCUGUGUUGCGCUAAAAAUCGUCGUUGCGAAUCGUUUCGGAUAACAUCACCUUUAAGUAACAAAAAUGUAUCAUUUUUUAAAUUUAAUUGACGCAAAGACAAGCUUUAGCUUUUUAAAACGAUAGCAAACAUCGUGAGGAUUCGCUACAAUUGACAAUUAGUGCCUCGUCCAGGGAGGUGAGUGAAGGAGUGUUAGUUCCUCUUUGUGCUUCACUCUACAUAACCACUGUCUGUAAGUUCCGGCCGUGUGUUCUCCUUUGCAUUUACUUUUUUCACAUUUGUUUACAUUUCAGAGAAUUCAACUCUACAAUGCCUUCGCCAACUCAGCUAUGUGUAAAAACAAUAUCAGUGUGUUGGAUGUGUAUCCUAUAAGCGACUCAUAUCCUCCAGGAACAAUGGAUGGGAUACAUUAUAAAGAAGAAGCAUUCUACCCGGUAAUAGACCUUCUGCAAGAAUAUUUCUCUUCAUCACGAAGCAAAGAUAUAAGCCCCACUCACGUGCCGCUUAAUACGAUAAAUACACCAGUUUCAAACUCUAGGCCAGUUCUAACAAAAGUAUUGGCAAGUAUAAAAUAAUAAUAAUAAUAAUAAUAAUAAUAAUAAUAACAACAACAACAACGACAACAAGUGAAAGAAUAGUUUUUUCCACUGACAUUCCAUAGAACUCGCCUUUGCCGAACCGGAUUUCUACAUUCCAGGGCCACACCUUGGCCAAUUUGGACCCA